Messenger RNA from Mycosarcoma maydis (corn smut), 1776 nucleotides. RefSeq lists its product as uncharacterized. The coding region runs from base 1 to 1776 and encodes 591 amino acids. The transcript has a single exon. The record is from RefSeq and is a predicted model, not a curated record. NCBI's taxonomy places the organism in Eukaryota, Fungi, Basidiomycota, Ustilaginomycetes, Ustilaginales.
AUGCCUCGAUUGAAAGUACAGGUGGGCUCCGACCGCUUCCACGAGGAAGAAUGUCGCAUCAACGAUACCAAUCGACCCCACGAGAUCGACACGGAGCAUUUUGUUGGUCGCAUUCUGGUUCGCAUCAUCGAUGCUCCCGGCGCCAAGCCAGGCGAAGCGGGCCGCGAAUACUUCGAGGGCCGUUCGCGCAAAUUUUGCAUUCAGAUCGAAGGCAGGUUCAAGCAGCGAUGGAGCGGUAAUGACAUUCUCUUCGGAACCGACUUCGACAGGUUUGUCGACUUUCCUCGUGCUCCCUUCAACGCCGGUAUGAGGGUGGCCAAGUACAUUGACCCUUGCACCUUUUACGAGCUUCAUCCGGACUCUGGGCGACCUUACAUCAUGUCGCCUUACAUAGCUUGCAUGAACACGUUUUGUGCUUGGCCAGCCCCUUCCCGCGCCCAUGAUGCUGUCGUGGUGCUCCGUCAUACACAUCGAGGCAACACUCCGGACAGCUCUCGUGCACCUACCCCCAUUAUCGACCCCGAAAAAUCAAAUCACAACCCGCAAAAUGCGCUUGUUGCCAGUCCAAAUGCGAGCGACAAUGAGGACGAAGGCGACAUUGUACCUCGCGAAUCGCUCGAUCGUAGCCACAGCCUCAGCAAAAAGAAUGGUGAGGCUGCGGUGAAGAAGAAGAAGGGCUGGUUCGGUGGUCUGGGGGCUGGUAGCGCUCACCAAAAGGAGGAGCGUAUUUUGAAAAAGUACUGGCGAUUCGUUGGCUUCAAGGACGACCCGCGCGUUCGGGCACUGCUUGAAGCUCACCACGCCAAGCUCCACGACGGGAACAGUCGCGUUGACUCGAGCGCCGAUGCUAGCCGCUUGACCGAGACCCACUCCGUUGCACGUCAGGGAAGUGUCGCCAGUGUCAGCUCCAACGAUGUGCAGCAUGGUCCAGCUGGUCAGACGCUGUCCUACCUCGGAAUCGGUAAGAGAGCCGAAUUGGAUCGUACACCGGAUCGAGCUCUCACUCCCAAUCAUGGCUAUGCUGGCGAAGAGAUGCCUUUGUCUCCGCGUGUUGGUAGUGGAAACUUCAACGACAUUGGUGCUCAUGAUAUUGCUGCUGCUCCUCCUGCGGAUGUAGACGAAGCUGAGGAAAACAGUGGACCUGCUCUGGUCGCACCGAUACCCAAACAUGGUGUCACUGCCCCGCUCGAUGAUGCGGAUGCACUCCUUCCGUCAUCGACUAUGCCCAAAGCGUCCACUGACCAAGCCACUUGCAAACCGGAAAUGCCCAACUUGGAACGUAUCGCCACCUCGGUUCGUCACGAGAUGGAAGAAUCCGCCAAGUCAGAUGGCCUCAAAGACGGCGACUUUAGACUGGCCGACAUGCUCUCGCACGCUUCCAUCAGUCGUAGCUCGUCCGCUCAAGGUUGCUCUAAUGCCAGAGUUUCCAAGCUCGACGAGCAACUCGGACCGUGGCGAUUUGUCGACCCUGCCACAGACAUGAUCGAAGACAACGCGUUUAUCUUUACAACGCAGUCGUUGCCCGUUCCGCGACGUCGAAAGCAUUUCGCUUCGGAGAAGAACCGUCUGGACUUCCAGUACGACCCAGACGUUGUGUACGGCGCUUCUUUCUUCACUGAUGCGAUGGAUUUCAAUACCUUCAACCUAGGUAUCGGACCGGUCAAGUUGAACGUGGCAAGGUGGUUUAAGGAUAUGCCGGUGAGAUAUACGUUGAGAAGUACCAAGGAUGAGAAUCUCGUGUUUGCUACCGUCAGCUUUCAGCUUGUAGAUGAAUAG